This is a messenger RNA of Sitodiplosis mosellana (orange wheat blossom midge), 1619 nucleotides long. Its product is annotated as GTPase Era, mitochondrial-like. NCBI's taxonomy places the organism in Eukaryota, Metazoa, Arthropoda, Insecta, Diptera, Cecidomyiidae. The record is from RefSeq and is a predicted model, not a curated record. The coding region runs from base 377 to 1558 and encodes 393 amino acids. Gene Ontology annotation, molecular function: rRNA binding; GTP binding; ribosomal small subunit binding. Gene Ontology annotation, biological process: ribosomal small subunit assembly. The transcript has a single exon. Gene Ontology annotation, cellular component: mitochondrial matrix.
UCGCACGACAACAAUAUUCGAAUCGAAUCUAGAGCAACACCAAUUGCCAAGCUUGGAAAAAGUGAAAUUUGCACUAGAAAACUCAAUUAAAUUUGUGAUUUUAAUUAUUUUCUCUUUGUUUUCAUCGGUGCUAUUGGAUAUUGGGAUUGUUUGGAAAUAACUCUUGCAUUUAUCACAUGUUUUACUCACAUACUUUGCGUUUGACUCGUUUUGACAGUUCAACAUGUGAAAUUUAGCGAAACGUCAAACCGACAAUUUGUGUGCCAUGCUGAUAUAAUACUGUCACUGCGGAGAUGUGGUUUGCGUGAAAAUACAUGUUCAUUUUUCGAAAAAGUUGUGAAAUUCAAAAGGAAAUAAUGUACAAUUAGUGAUUUAGAUGAAUAAGCAGAGAAAAAUGGAAGGUUUACUAAUAUUGAAUAAACGUUCGCUGAAGGUGCUGAGCAGCCAAUUCAACCAGUGUACAAUAUUCAUUCGAAGGUUAUAUUCGGUGGAAAAACAAAGUGUUUUUAACAAGAACAGCAAUGACGCUGCAAAAGAGAAAACCAUCAAAGUGGCAAUCAUUGGAGCACCAAAUGCCGGCAAAAGUUCAUUCAUCAAUACAAUCACCAACCAUCGGAUAUGCCCAACAUCGCGAAAAGUCCACACAACAUUGACCCGAUCGGCCAACAUUUAUAACAAAGCAAACACACAAAUGAUCCUCUUCGAUACGCCCGGCUUGACCACCGUCAACGAAAACAAAAAAUAUAAAUUGAAUGAUGAGUAUAUACGGGCAUGUAACAGUUCCAUCGAAAAUGCCGAUUUAAUCGCUGUCAUUCAUGAUGUUUCCAAUUCGUAUACGAGAAAUGUAUUGCAUCCAACCAUUUUGGAAGCGCUUGUCACCAACAAAACCGUGCCAAGCAUUCUAAUUAUGAACAAAAUUGAUAUGAUACGAGCGAAACGCAUUCUACUCGAUUUGGUACGAAUUCUGACAGAGGGAACAUUGACGUGCAAACAACGCGAAUAUUUACCGUGGAAAGGACGCGAAGAGAAGUUUUUAGCCGAUAUGAAGCGACCGGUCAAAUACAAGAACGUCAAAUCAGCUGGUUGGGCAUAUUUCUCCGAAGUGUUUAUGGUGUCCGCUCUCAGCGGUGAUGGAGUUAAACGGGUUGCCAACUAUAUUUCCGAACAGUCACGUGAAAAACCAUGGGAAUAUCCAGAGUACCAAUUCACCGAUCAACGAGCUGAAGAUCUUAUUAUCAACAAUGUUCGAGCCGCUUUAUUGGAUUUCCUACCACAAGAGAUCCCAUACCAUCUGCAAUGCGAAAUGGAAUUAUUUGAAGUUGAGAAAAACCGUAUUAAUGCUUAUGUUAAUAUACAUGCGAAGAAUGAACGCAUCGAAAAAGUGAUUAGCGGCUUUGAUAUCAAACGUCUCAAACAAAUUUCGGAAGUAGUUGCAUCGAACAUUAUUGAACUGUAUAAUUCGAAUGUGUCGAUAGUUUUGAAUGUUGUGCCAAAACAUAAAUCAUUCAAGAAACCCACUUUCGAUACAAAGCCACGGCAGAACAAACCCCUGCAAUGAUUUAUGUAGAAUAAUAAUUUGUUUUCCUGGAAAUUCAAAUAAACAUUGGGAAAAUAUCAAA